Plasmodium vivax (malaria parasite P. vivax) is the source of this 2430-nucleotide messenger RNA. RefSeq lists its product as hypothetical. The coding region runs from base 1 to 2430 and encodes 809 amino acids. The transcript has 7 exons. The record is from RefSeq and is a predicted model, not a curated record. Lineage: Eukaryota; Apicomplexa; Aconoidasida; Haemosporida; Plasmodiidae.
AUGGCUGAAAAGGUGAAGAGGUACGAAGUGGCGGCGUAUUCGUAUAAAAACCAAAUACGAAAUUUAAAGAGAAACCAACUCCACGGGGGAGACGUGAACAUACAGCUGAUAAACGUCUUCAUUAACGCCAUCUGCGAUAUAGUGCAGCACAUCUGCUCGGAUGUGCGCUCCCCGGUCUUGGCCCUCCUCCCGCUAAUCCAUUCCAUACUGAAUUCGAUCACCGUGAGGGAUAAAAAAAUAUACCGGUGCACAAAGCUGAUACAUGCAGUGUUAACCCAGAUAGGAGGUACAUACGUGGGGGAGGAAGCGGAAGCUGAAACAAAGGACGAACUUCCUCCCCACAAAUUAGAAGACCUAGAGUGGAUAGCCGCCGAAACAGACGAUAAGGGGUGGCUAGCCAUUUCUGACAGGUGGGAAUUAUGCAAGAGGGAUUUAAAAUGGCUGUGUGUGAAGACAAACAACAGGUCGUGGUUGCUGUAUAGGCACCUCUGGGAGCACUGCUCCGAUGAUCUGAAAUACGUAUCGGUUCUAUUUGAUGAUAAAGAGUGGCUACAUCUGCAUAACGUUUGGAAGUUCAUUCCCCUCAGUUUGAAAUUAAGGGCUAUCUCGUCGAAGGACCCAAGUGUCUGCAAGCCGUCCCUAACUGAAAUGAUCCUAAAGGAUGAUGACAUUUAUAGGGACAAUACAUUACCGCAUAGUUCUCACUUGUUGAGUGAAGGUUGGAAGGGUGAAGAUUGGAAGGGUGCAGGUUGGAAAGGAUUGUCAACCGGAAGAGGUGUUAGCAGAACAUUGGCAGCGCAGAGCAGGCAUGAAGACGAAGGAGAUCAUAUAGCAGUCUCAUGUGCUGAGAGAGAGGUCAAUCGGGUUGGCAGCCUGGGAAGAAGUAAAUACCCCAGUGAGACCCAUGUGAAGGGGAUUUCUAACGAAAAGGAAGCCCAGGCAGAUGUGCCUAAAAGGGGAUUCACCCCGAAAGUUACUCCAAAGGGUGCUAAACAGGGUGGUGUGCACCCAGUUGAGAGGUAUGAAGAGGGGUUGGCCAAAAGACAGGAGAGUAAAAGUAUCAUGAGGGGUAAAAUAUUUCUGCCCAAAGUGCCAACCGGGGGGCCGCCAACCGGAAAUGAAGAAAAACAAAGCUGCUAUUAUAAAGGCACCGUGAUGAGUGCCAAGGAGGUGCCACAAAGAAGUGGCCUCUCAGUUGAGCCCCACAUUUUAAAAGAAGGGAGCAAACAAACUGGGGUGAAAGGUACAGAUGAAUUGAACACCUUGGGGGAGACUACUCUUCAUAGUUUGAAGGCAGGCGUAGCUCGUAGACCCCUGCCACCCCCUCAGAAGGGAAAGAUUGUGCCAAAAGGGAAGGGACCCCAGUUAGGGGCAUAUGCUCCCAUUCUGAAGCAUCCAUUUAAUGGGAAAGGCUCAGAAGCAGAACAGGGCGGUAGUAACAGCAGUUUUUCCGCACAAAUUGGAAGCGUGAAGAUGUCGAAUGGGAAGUUGGAGGGGGUCACCUCGAAGGGGAAGAAUGCCCCAAAGAAAAUGCCACCCCUUACAGGCGCGUUAAAAGGCCUUCUAAAAAUGAAGGAGCCAAAUGGGAAGAAUAUUUCUGGUUUGCUGAAGAGAGAAAGCUUGAGCGAAGGUCCGCUGGAUUUAAAAAAAAGUGGCAGCAUUGUGCACUUAGACGAGGUGGUCAUCCCCACGUCGAGUGAAGACGGUGGUACAGAAGAGGAGAUCCACGCGGGUGUGUCGCAGCGGGGGGAAAAUCCAAAGAAAGCGCCCAAGGGGAGCUCUGGCACGUAUUUCUCUGACCUGUUUAAUGCUUUCAAUUUCACGAGAAAUGGAAAGUUGGGAAGGGCAUCGAGCCACAGUGCUGACGCGGGGAGGGAGGAGCGGAGCAGCGACUUGGGCACCCCUGGGGAAGGGAGAAGUUCCCAGCAGAGCGGGGGUGGAAAGACAGAUGGUGACGCAGAUGUAGACACAGAUGACAAUGUAGGUGACAACGUAGAUGGCAACGCAGAUGACAGCGCGAACUGCGGUUUGCAUCCCAUGGGGAGGAGCCUAGAGGAGCAUUCAACGAAGAGGGACUUCCUGCAGGUUAAGAAGUCGGUGUCGAUUGAUGGGGCGGCAGGCGAUGUGGGUAUUCAGUUUCAGGGUGACCCACUGACCAAAGCGAUUGGCCACCUGGGCCAAAGCAACACAAAGGGGCUCCUCUCCCCCAUUUUGGAAAAACCCAUGCAGAAGUUCCCCCCACGGAAGAGUGGCGGUACGAGCGGCAUUCUGCAAAAGGUCCUGGAGGCCGACUUGGCUCACCUGAAUUAUUCCAAUACGCGAAUGACUGCAGACGAAAUUUCCAAGCAUAAGAAUGCGUCGCUCCAUAUAACUGUGAAGAGGAAGGCGUCCUUGUCGUCGUUGAAAAUGAAAACGGUGCCGAAGCGGUGA